CCCCGACCAACUUCUCGUUGUCUUUCGAGCCCGCCCAAGAAUUUCCCCAGAGCUGCUCCCUUUGACGCCCGUUUCGCUCAAGCCUCUGCUUCCGCCUCUUCCUUCACUUCUUCGCACCCUCCGUCACCAUGAUCAUCUACAAGGACAUCAUCACCGGCGACGAGAUCAUCUCCGACUCGUACAACCUGAAGGAGGUCGAUGGCAUUGUGUACGAGGCCGACUGCACGAGGAUCACUGUCGGAAACGAUAACAUCGACAUCGGAGCCAAUCCAUCGGCCGAAGAGGGUGACGAAGGUGUCGAGGACACUGCCCAGACGGUCAUCGACGUUGUCCACUCAUUCCGCCUGAAUGAGACUUCUUUCGACAAGAAACAGUAUCUCACCCAUCUCAAGGACUACAUGAAGAAGGUCAAGGAACAACUGAAGGCGAAGGGCGCAGACGAGGAUGAGAUCAAGACGUUCGAGAAGGGUGCGUCAGCAUUCGCCAAAAAGAUUGUGGGCAGCUUCAAAGACUACGAAUUCCUGAUUGGCGAAUCGAUGGACCCCGAUGGAAUGGUCAUUCUCCUCAACUACCGCGAGGACGGCGUCACUCCCUACGUCACUGUCUGGAAGCAUGGUUUGACCGAGAUGAAGGUCUGAGUGCCCAGAUGGGAAGGCGCGGGCGGAGGUGAAGGGGCUGGAUUCUUUGAUUUUACGACCUUGAAUGCAGGAAUGGAUAUCCGACAACGUCACACCCUCAAAAAAUCUAGAACAUCAUAUCCUAGCGUUUUUCGUGUGAGCCAUGGAUACGUUUGCUUCGUCCUCUCUCCCGAGGUAGUCCGCACAGUCCAUUUGGGUUCGUAAUAGCAUCAAUUACAAUGCGCAAUACAGGUGAUGUUCUAUAUUUGGCAGGAUGCCAAGAGGGGAGACUUUAGAUCCGAACCAUGAGAUUCACUGC
Lindgomyces ingoldianus is the source of this 936-nucleotide messenger RNA. Its product is annotated as microtubule/calcium-binding protein. Gene Ontology annotation, cellular component: cytoplasm. The transcript has 5 exons. Lineage: Eukaryota; Fungi; Ascomycota; Dothideomycetes; Pleosporales; Lindgomycetaceae. The coding region runs from base 129 to 638 and encodes 169 amino acids. The record is from RefSeq and is a predicted model, not a curated record. Gene Ontology annotation, molecular function: calcium ion binding.